Molecule: messenger RNA, 6235 nt
Organism: Mytilus trossulus (common blue mussel)
Lineage: Eukaryota; Metazoa; Mollusca; Bivalvia; Mytilida; Mytilidae
Product: polycystin family receptor for egg jelly-like
Exons: 24
Coding region: 13-5697 (1894 amino acids)
Biological process (GO): detection of mechanical stimulus
Cellular component (GO): membrane
Molecular function (GO): protein binding; calcium ion binding; calcium channel activity
Source: RefSeq, a predicted model, not a curated record
UGUUACAAUAAUAUGGUUUGUGUUUCUGAUAUUUGUGAUUGUGAGAUUUCCGCCAUGCAGUAUCAUGAUUCCUUUGAUAAAAGCUGUAAAGCAAUGAGUACAUACAACGAGAAUUGCUCUACACAAGUUGGAGAUGCCUCAUGUUACAAUGAUAUGGUUUGUAAUUCUGGUAUUUGUGAUUGUGAGAUUCCCGCCACGCAGUAUCACGAUCCCUAUGAAAAAAGUUGUAAAGCAAUAAGUACAUACAACGAGGCUUGCUGUACACUAGUUGGAAAUUCCACAUGUUACAAUAAUAUGGUUUGUGUUUCUGAUAUUUGUGAUUGUGAGAUUCCCGCCAUGCAGUAUCAUGAUUCCUAUGAUAAAAGCUGUAAAGCAAUGAGUACAUACAACGAGAAUUGCUCUACACAAGUUGGAGAUGCCUCAUGUUACAAUGAUAUGGUUUGUAAUUCUGGUAUUUGUGAUUGUGAGUUUCCCGCCACGCAGUAUCACGAUCCCAAUGAUAAAAGUUGUAAAGCAAUAAGUACAUACAACGAGGCUUGCUCUACACUAGUUGGAAAUUCCACAUGUUACAAUAAUAUGGUUUGUGUUUCUGAUAUUUGUGAUUGUGAGAUUUCCGCCAUGCAGUAUCAUGAUUCCUUUGAUAAAAGCUGUAAAGCAAUGAGUACAUACAACGAGAAUUGCUCUACACAAGUUGGAGAUGCCUCAUGUUACAAUGAUAUGGUUUGUAAUUCUGGUAUUUGUGAUUGUGAGAUUCCCGCCACGCAGUAUCACGAUCCCUAUGAAAAAAGUUGUAAAGCAAUAAGUACAUACAACGAGGCUUGCUCUACACUAGUUGGAAAUUCCACAUGUUACAAUAAUAUGGUUUGUGUUUCUGAUAUUUGUGAUUGUGAGAUUACCGCCAUGCAGUAUCAUGAUUCCUAUGAUAAAAGCUGUAAAGCAAUAAGAACAUUCAAAGAGAAUUGCUCUACAUUAGUUGGAGAUUCAACAUGUUUUAAUAAUAUGGUUUGUGUUUCUGGAACUUGUGAUUGCGAGAUUCCCACCAUGCAGUAUUACGUUUUUUAUGAUAAAAGUUGUAAAACAAGAGCAAAAUAUAAAGAAUCCUGUCAAGCAUUAGAAGAUGGUUCAAAUUGUUACGGCAAUAUGCUUUGUGUGAGUGGUGUUUGUGGUUGUAACACCACCCAGUAUUAUAACCCAAAUGUACAUAGUUGUAAUGAAACUGGAAGAUACCUUGACCCUUGUUCAACAGCGGUUAGAAAUAUAAGUUGUUACCCUCCUUUGCUUUGUUCGUCCAGUGUAUGCCAUUGUGAACUCCCAGCAAUGAUGCAUUAUGACGCCGAUGAUAAUACGUGUAACGACGCUAGUUUCAAUGCGGAGGAGUUCGUUAAUGAUACGAAGGGAUUUGGAAAUAUUGUAGAAGCAACGAUGGAUUCAAUUCAUCAUAUGCAUAUAGAGAUAGAAGAGAAAGAGCAUAUAAUUGAAGAAAUGGUUACAGUUUUAGCUGUGUUACCUACAGAAAACGAAGCUGAAAUGGAAAAUGUAUUAGAGGCUUCGAACCAAAUUUCUAAGGAAGCAGAUGCCUUAUCAGAUAACGUUCAGGAUGCACUAUUAAAUGUUAUGGACAAGAUAUCUGAUCAGAUAUCACAUACAGAUGUCAAUAAAAGUGAACCGGGUAAAGUAGAAAAUAUGGUCAAGUCACUUUUUGAUUCGAGUUCCAAUCUUUUGGAUUUAAAUCAUGUACCUGAACGUCAUACUGUAAAAGAAAAGGUUAUAGUGGAGGAUAAAUCUGAAACUGGAACUGAAAAUGUCAAACAUGUAGAAGAAACAGAACCUGAACAAGAAGUUCCAUAUGAAAGCCCAGAAGAACAACACGAAACACAAGUUCAAGAAACAGAGGCAGAAAUCAAGGCGAGAGAAAAAAAGAUCGAAAGAACAAAGAAGCUCCUUCACACAGUGGAUAUCAUAGCUGAUUCAGCACUUAAAACUCUGUCAGACGAUGAACCCAAGACAAUGGAAUUCUCAACAAAGACUAUGAAUUUAGUAGUUGGAGUUUCCAAAUUAAACAAUUCAACAAAUACUUCAACAGAUAUAAGCACUUCCAGGAAAAUUGGUAACAAAACCGUCACUAGUUCCUUUAAACUACCACCAGAAAUAAAAGAACAACUAAAAGAAGCUAGUAAGAAUGGAUUUAAAUUUCAGAUGCUUUUCUCAUACAAGAAUCCAAGAUCCUGGGACAAGUCGUCUGCAUACAUUAAUUCUCCAAUGAUUUCGCUAAUUCUUAAGGAUUUAAACCAAAAAACACUUGAUGUAACUAAACUACCAAAGCCUAUCAUCAUUGACAUACCUAUUGGAAGAAACGAAAAAUUCAGCGAAUUUAUUUUGAACUCCCAAGAAGAUAACUUCAUACGUCUUAAAGUGAAACAGCCAGCAAACAUGUUUUACAUGUUGAAGCUUAUGACAGACGGUCCACAGUAUAAUAUGUCAGUGAAGAUUGCAAUAGAAUUUCAUAAACAGGUGUCUUUGUCAGAUGCAGAAAAUGGGACGCUCAUUAGUAAUACACAAAUAGCAUUUUUAAAAGAACCUGAAAAGAAAUCGCUAUACUGGAGUAUAGGACUUAUCGUCAACGAUAGAAGGGAUGGGAAUAUUAGUCAGAAUAUAUCUGUUAAAAUUUCCUCGACUGGCAUUAAUUGUCGAUAUUGGAAUAACACUAUCGGAAAAUGGGUACCAGAGGGAUGUCGGGUUUCACCUGUUUCAUCAAGCGAAACACUAGAGUGUGAAUGUGAUCAUCUUACCGAUUUUGCUGGAGGAGUUUUCGUAUUACCGAAUAUUGUGGAUCCAUUUCAAGAUGCUUUACUAUUUUUGACGUUCUUUGACAACCCAGUUGUAGUGACAGUAAUGAUAUUGGUCUGGUUAAUAUAUUUUCUGGGUCUUUACAGGGCAAGGCAAGCUGAUCGGAAGGAUUCAAAUUUUGAUGGUAUAGUGACACCCUUUCCAAGUGAUCCUUCUGACCCGUUUAAGUAUCUUAUGUGCAUUGUCACUGGGUGGCGGUAUGAUGCUAGAACUACAGCAAACGUUUCAUGCUACAUAAAAGGCAACAAUGGACAAAGUGCAAGGCAUUGUUUAAGUAGGACCUCAUCACCGCAGGUUUUGUUUACAUCUGGUGGUGAGGACUGGUUUCUAAUUACUUCUUCCUACAAUAUAGGAGACAUGGUGAAUGUAAUUGUUUGGCACGACAACAGUGGUUCCUCGCCAUCAUGGUUUCUUUCCAGAAUAAUUAUACAAGACUUGCAAACUAAAAAAGUAUUUAAUUUCUACUACGAUAAUUGGCUUGGAAUUCAAAGUGGUACUGCUAAAGUGUGUUUGUCAAUCAAGUCAGGUUACGAGUUGAAGCAACAAUUUUUACUUAGAACAAGUCAGGAUUUACGUAGAGGGCAUUUAUGGAUCAGUAUAAUCUCUAAACCACCAUGUAGUAAUUUUACGAGGGCUCAAAGAUUAUCAUGCGCAUUGUCUUUAUUGUUUUGUACAAUGUUAUCCUGUCUAAUGUUUCAUGGAAUUCCGACUGACGAAACGAUUAGUUCUGAUGUAGCAAGUAUUCAAUUUGAAUUCUCUCUGAAAGACUUUAUCAUUGGUUUGGAAAGUAGUAUUAUAAUGUUUCCUAUAAACUUUGCCAUCAUUGAACUUUUUGUGCGAUCAAAAACAAAACAGCUACAUAAAGAACGCUAUCUGGAAAUUGAUGUUAACCGUCCAACGACAAGUGAUGAAAAAGGAUCAGAUAAAACGGAUAAUGAGAUUGUUGCAGUAAAACGAUGGAUGUUUCCAUGGUGGGUUAUAUACAUUGCAUGGACCACAACUAUUUUGACAUCGUUGGUUUCGUCAUAUUUUGUUAUGCUGUAUGGAUUAAAAUAUGGCUACUAUGAAAGUUUGAACUGGCUAGUUUCCUUUCUUACAGCAUUUGUUGAUGAUGUCUUUUUAAUGGAGCCUAUCAGUGUCGUGUUUUUUGCCAUGUUGUUCACCUUUAUAUUGAAACGGGAAAUCAAAAUUGAUUCUGCUCCAGCCUUGAUUGUACACAAACCAGAAAAAAACAAUGCAUUAAUGCAGAAAAGAAGUAAUACGAAAUCAAUUAUCCCAGGACAUGCUUCAAAAAAAGAUUUGAAGAAAGCUAAACAAGAACUUGAUUUAAAAGAAAAGAUCCAGACCAAUCUCCAAGAUAUAAUUCUGUAUGUGUUUUUCACAUUUAUGUUGUUAUUUGUUGUUCACAGCCAUCGACCAGUGGAGAAAUGUUUCAUGCAGUCACAAGAUAUCAACAAUAUUUUUAUCCAAAAUACAUUAGAACAUGUUAAGACACGUGGUGAUAUUUGGACUUAUAUCAACGAAAGUGUUAUUCCUCCAUUGAGUAGAACAAUACCUUAUGACAUGUCAAAAAAGAUUCCAGAAAAUGAUUUUCUACUGAUAGGAAAAUUUCGUCUGCGACAGAUAAGAGUUAAAAGAGACAGCUGUAAAUUCCCAGAUAAGUUGAGGAAACUGUUUGGCUUGGACCAUCUUGACAUGAAAUGUACAUCUACAUUGAACACGGUAAAUGAUGACAAUGACAAUUACAACAAAUCAUGGCAGAUUCAGUCACAACUAGUAACACCCACUGAUGAAUGGUCCUUCCAAAAUGCUUGGGACUUAGAGUCUGUGCCAUAUCUAGGCGAGCGGGCAAUAUAUGGUGGAGGUGGCUACUUGGUUGACAUGAACACAAGUCCUUCAUCUAUUUUAAAGCUUUCAGAGUUAAUGCUUAAGUCAUGGAUUGACACAAGAACAAGAGCUUUUUUCAUAGAAUUCGUCUUGUAUAAUCCCAAUGUUAACAUGUAUAGUUCAGUUAUGAUCGUUUUUGAGUAUAGCAGUCCUGGUACACUAACAACAUCAUUUCAAAUAUAUACAACACCUUUAUCCCACUACUCCACUAGUAAAGAAAUUACCAGUUUGGUGUUGGAGAUAGUAUUUUUUCUUUUAACGAUUGUCGUGUCUUAUAUUGAGAUCAAAAAGAUAAGACUGGUCGGUUUGAAAAUUUACUUUAAAAGGUUUUGGAACAAACUGUCCUUGUUGAUGUUAAUAUUGUGCUAUACUUCAAUGGCGAUUUUUAUAGAGAGAUUUAGAAUGAUAACACACAUAAUCCGCCAGUAUAGAAGUGAUGGUAAAGACAGUUACAUUAAUUUUAGUCUUGCGAUCCUUUGGGAUUGCAUAUUAUUUUACAUUUUGGCUUUAUUAACCGUUAUCACAAUGAUAAAACUACUGAAACUUUUAAUGCUGAAUCAGAAAUUGAAAUACCUAUUUUCAUUGAUGGAACAUGUAAGAAAACCUUUGAAAUAUUUCUUUUUUAUCUAUGUUAUUUCAUUGUUAGCGUUUGCAUGUUGUGGACAUUUGUUGUUUGGGGCAUCAUUAGCUGGUUACAGAUCAUUCGCAGACAGUUUGAUGGUCCUUAUAGAAUGUACUUUCAGGAUUGUCAAUUAUAAUCAAUAUCUUGAAUUUCAUCCCCAAUUAGGUCCUCUUUUUAUACUUUUGUUCAUAUUUAUAUUUGUGUUUGGUUUAAUGAAUAUGUUUACUGUCAUUGUAAUGAAUGCGCAGAAAUCCUUAAGACAAAAAGGAGUAAAACAUGAUGACCAGCUUACAUUACUGAUUAAGUACGCUGUGCAGAGCAUCAGAAGAAUGUUCCGAUAAUAUAAUAAAUCAGUACUCAGUGCAGCAUUAGAAGAAUGUUCCGAUAAUAUAAUAAAUCAGUACUCAGUUCAGCAUUAGAAGAAUAUUCCGAUAAUAUAACAAAUCAGUACUCAGUGCAGCAUUAGAAGAAUGUUCCGAUAAUAUAAUAAAUCAGUACUCAGUUCAGCAUUAGAAGAAUAUUCCGAUAAUAUAACAAAUCAGAACUCAGUGCAGCAUUAGAAAAAUGUUUCGAUAAUAUAAUAAAUCAGUACUAAGUACAGCAUCAGAAGAAUGUUCCGAUAAUAUAAUAAAUCAGUACUAAGUACAGCAUCAGAAGAAUGUUACGAUAAUAUAAUAAAUCAGUACUCAGUGCAGCAUUAGAAGAAUGUUCCGAUAAUAUAAUAAAUCAGUACUAAGUACAGCAUCAGAAGAAUGUUCCGAUAAUAUAAUAAAUCAGUACUAAGUACAGCAUCAGAAGAAUGUUACGAUAAUAUAAUAAAUCAGUACUCAGUGCAGCAUCAGAAGAAUGUUCCGAUAAUAUAAUAAACCAGUACUCAGU